Pseudocercospora fijiensis CIRAD86 is the source of this 1810-nucleotide messenger RNA. RefSeq lists its product as uncharacterized. Gene Ontology annotation, molecular function: NADP binding; flavin adenine dinucleotide binding; N,N-dimethylaniline monooxygenase activity. The coding region runs from base 42 to 1736 and encodes 564 amino acids. Lineage: Eukaryota; Fungi; Ascomycota; Dothideomycetes; Mycosphaerellales; Mycosphaerellaceae. The transcript has 8 exons. The record is from RefSeq and is a predicted model, not a curated record.
GCUCUACUCCAGCAAUUCGAGCAAAAGACAACGCAACAACCAUGGGUACUCCGGGCAGCAUCACCAACCCGAAGCUCAAGACUCAGCUUUGGGAAUAUGGCAAGCGUAGAAGAACAGAUGGGCCGUAUGCAGACAACCUGGAAGUCGAUGCCCUUGUCGUCGGAGGUGGCUUUGGAGGUGUCUUCUGCUUUCACUCUUUACGCCAAGCAGGUCUGAACACGGCAAUCUACGAAGCUGGCACGGAUCUUGGAGGAACAUGGCGAUGGAAUUGCUAUCCUGGAGCCAUGGUCGACUCUGAAGUUCCCGAGUACCAACUCUCAAUUCCUGAAACAUGGAAGACAUACAACUGGCCAAAUAAUUAUCCAACGUAUCGAGAGCUCAGAGACUACUUCGACCAUUGCGACAAAGUCCUGGAUAUCAAGAGUCACACUGCGUUCGACAGUGUGGUUGUUGGUGCUGAGUUCGACACCGAAGCAGGCAAAUGGCAUGUCAAGACUGCAGAUGGCAGGACUGCGAAGACCAAGUACCUUGUCAUUGCCGCCGGAUUUGCGGCAAAGCGAUACGUUCCCGAUUGGCCAGGCCUCGAAAAGUUCAAGGGUUUCGUGUCUCAUUCGUCGUUCUGGCCCGACGAUGAAAUCGAUGUCAAAGGGAAGCGUUGUGCAAUUAUUGGGACAGGCGCCUCUGGCGUGCAAAUUACUCAAGCAUGGGGCCCGACCGCUGGCCAGUUGAAGGUGUUCCAGCGCACACCUAACCUGACUGUACCAAUGCGUCUCCGAAACCUUACAGUCGACGAGCAAACUGAAGGCAAGAAAUGGUACCCAGAACUGUUCGACCUACGCGAGCGAUGCUUCGGCGGCUUCCUUUACGACUUCUCCGAGAAAAUGACCUUCGAAGACAGCCCGGAAGAACGCGAAGCCUUCUUCGAGAAACUUUGGUCCGAUGGCGGUUUCCGUUACUGGCUGGGCAACUACAAAGAUUACCUCUUUAACGCCAAAGCCAAUCGUGCAGUUUACGACUUCUGGCAGAAGAAGCAGGCCCUUCGACUGAAAGAUGCACGCAAGCGCGACAUUCUCGUACCAAAGGAGCCACCGCAUCCAUGGGGAGUCAAACGUCCAUGCCUUGAAUAUGGAUAUUUGGAGCAAUUCAACCGAGACAAUGUCGAUGUUGUUGACAUCCGCCACAACCCCAUCCAGGAGUUCAAUGAGAACGGUAUCAAGCUUUCCGAUGGUACUCAGCAUGACUUCGAUGUCAUAUGCAUUGCUACUGGCUUCGAUGUUGUCACCGGUGGCAUGACUGCUAUGGGUCUCAAAGCUCUCAAUGGCGAGCAAUUGGAGAAACAAUGGAAGAAGGCGGCUUACACCUACCUCGGCACCACUGUGGCUGGAUAUCCCAAUAUGUUCCAUCUAUAUGGACCACAGGGUCCAACUCUCCUUUCCAAUGGUCCAACUUCAGUCGAAAUCCAAGGCCGCUGGAUCACCGACGCAAUCAAACUUUGCGAGCGUAAUAACAUCAAAUACAUCAACCCAACCGAUGCUGCCAGCAAGGACUGGAAGCGCAAGAUCAAUGCUUUGAGUGACAGAUCUCUGUUCCCAACGACGAAAUCGACAUACAUGGGCGGCAGCUUGCCUGGCAAAGCCUUCGAACAUACUUGCUAUGCCGGCGGCAUGUACAACUAUGCUCAGGAGAUCAGAAGUGUCUUGCCACAUUUCGAAGGAUUUGAAGUCGUCAAGAAUUGAACACAUGGGCAAUCGCUCUCCAAUUGAAACGUCGUCUAGCUCAUUACGAUAGCUCGUUUGAUUUCGCCGUGCAG